Aspergillus calidoustus is the source of this 1284-nucleotide messenger RNA. Lineage: Eukaryota; Fungi; Ascomycota; Eurotiomycetes; Eurotiales; Aspergillaceae. The record is from the annotation of a GenBank genome assembly.
GCAAACGAUUCUCGUUGAGAAGACGUAUAAGAGCCAGGCAACGUCCGACCUCUGAACAAGUAUCGCUAUUCCGAUACCUCCCCUUGUCUAUGAACAGCAAUGGCAUCCAUCUACCAAAAGGUCCUCAUUAUUGGCGCCACGUCGGGCAUUGGCAAGGGCCUCGCCGGCAAGUUCGUUGAGAACAACGUAUCUCUUAUCGUCGCUGGGCGAAGAGAGCAGAAUCUUGCCGAAUUUGUGAACCAACAUGCCGGCCAGAAUGUCCAGAGCAAAGUCUUCGACAUCACCAAGCUUGAUCAGAUUCCAACCUUCCUCCAAGAAGUCUUCACCGAGCAUCCGGAUAUCGACUGUGUAUUCGUCAACCCGGGCAUCCAGCGGCCCUUCGACUUUAGCAAACCCGAAACUGUCGACCUGACUAUCUUUGACGAUGAACUUCUGACCAACUAUACCUCGGCUGUGCACUUUACCAAAGCCCUCCUCCCGUACUUGCAGAAACAGAAGAAGCAGACCGCCGUCGCAUUCACCACAUCUCAAAUGGCCCUCGUCCCCAUGAUGCGCUGCCCCAACUAUGGGGCUUCCAAAGCGGCCCUCCACCACUUUAUCCUGGCUCUUCGCACCCAGCUGAAAGAUGGACCGGGUGAUGUUCGAGUCAUUGAGAUAUUCCCGCCCGCUGUGCAAACCGAGUUGCACGACACGAAACAUCAGCCUGAUUUGAAGGAUGGACAUCUUAUCGGCAUGCCUUUGGAUGAGUUUAUCCAAGAUGUCUGGGAGCAAUUUAUCCAGGGAAAGGACCAGAUUGCGGUCGGAUCUGCACAGGAUAUUUUCAACUCGUUCGAGGUUACGAGACAGACGCUGUACAACAACAUGACGGCGCAGCUGAACGUUCUGUUGAAGGAGUUCCUGCAGUAAAAAAGAAAGUUAGAUUAACAGUAGCCCGAUAUAAACAAGGCUUCUCUUAUCCCAUGAGUUGCACUUGCAGUUAUAUCAACAAUGUGUAGACGGCCAGCAACCCACGCAUUUAAUAGAACCGUCAUGGACAACAUGACAGAAAUCGCUUUCAAUAGGCAGAAAAAUAUCACUCACCCGAGAGUUUAGAUCUACUUGAGUAACUGUUGAAUCUCGGUGCCUGGUCAAACACGAACCACCUGACCAACAUACAUAAAUGAUUACUGCCUGAAGAUUGUCCCGCAACGCCCAACCUGAUUCCCUUAGCGAGUUGAAGGACUGGGCUUUCUUCAACAAAUAUGGAUUCCUGCUCUGAGAAGGCAAACCCUUCCGCUGAGUGAG